Molecule: messenger RNA, 2817 nt
Organism: Penicillium taxi
Lineage: Eukaryota; Fungi; Ascomycota; Eurotiomycetes; Eurotiales; Aspergillaceae
Exons: 1
Coding region: 1-2817 (938 amino acids)
Molecular function (GO): protein binding
Source: RefSeq, a predicted model, not a curated record
AUGGCUGAAUAUGCGGCUCCCGACGAUAAACACAAGAUGCGCUCUUCACAAAGAACUAUCAGUCGGAGUCCCAAACACUUCCCACGCCCUGAUGUUUUUGACGAAAUCCAACUAGGCCCAUAUGUGACCAAGGUAGAUGCAAAGCUUGCCCAGAUUGUGUGGAGCGAAGCAGAUACUCGUCUGGGACGACAUUGGAAACGAAUGAAAGGCCGCCCAUAUACCGACACCAGAGCACCAAUCACCGAGGAGGUCCAUGUAUUGGUCAACAAUGUCUACGAGCACCUGAUGAGUCGGCCUUUCCUUCCAACAUCCGCCGUCGAAGCUGUGGACUUUCAAGAUGAAUUUCUGUUCACAAAGUUAUGGAAUACAGCUGAGAUAAUUACACCGUUUAAAAAGGACAUCAUUCUUGGAUCUCCUAUUAAAACGAUUGCGGUCUGGGAGACGAAAGCAAUCAAAGACGAACUCACUCUGAGAGGACUCAAAACAGCUGGAAGCCGGGAUAGACUCAUAGCCCGACUCGUUGACGACGAGGUCGAAACACAUUGCGGCAUCAUGCGAAUGAGCAACCUUUCUCACUGGGGAAUUAAACGCCCCGAAAAAUACGUAUUGCAACCAGCAAAAAGCCAUUAUACCAAUGCGCUGGACAUGUACACAUUUGCUAUUCAUCUGAGUCCGUACAACCCUGCUUACUGGACCAGCCGCGCCUACUGCUGGUACCAACUAGCGCACUUUGACAUGGCGCUCGGAGAUGCCUGGCGUGCAAAAAUCUUGUGUGAUGUGCUGCUCAAAGAAGACGAACACUCUCGUCGACCUGGUCUGUAUCCGCGUGUUUGGCACGCUAUCGAGCAGCAUUUCCUCGCCGAUCCUCGAAAAGGCGGAUCACUGAAACCAGAGCUUCUUCGUAUGCGACAGAGCGGCGUUGACCAGUUUAUCACCCCUCUGAUGAAAGCAAUUGACAACAUCAGCACUCUCUGCCUAUUAGGUGUGAACUCUGGGACUGAGCUGCGCGCCGGCCUUUUCGAAGGGGAUACCGUCAAAACCAGGCUUCGCGACGAAUAUGUGCCUGAGCUUCGCAAAAGGGUCACCUUAGCCGCGCAGACAGCCUAUGACAAACGACCAUGGGCUCCGAACCUCUUCUGGCAUGAGAGAUUUACGGGUGCGAUCUCAGCUCGUGAGAGAUAUCCAUUCAAUCAGGAAGACUUGGAUCGGACAGAACCCAGUUUCCUGGCCAAAUUGAACAAAUACGUUUUCCAGUCCUCAGGUCCGAAUAUAAAUGUCCGACAGAUUACUACUCCGCGUGAAAAUUUCAUGGGACUUGAAGUCUGCGCGAAAAAGCCCAUCAAUAAAGGGGAUCUGAUUUAUUUUGAAGAGCCAACUAUUCGCAGUCAUCUUCCGCCCCGAAGAAUGGCUCUGGAUGAAACUGCAAAGCAAGAUGAAGUCCGGUGUGAAAAUUGCCAGACUUUGAUACCUAAACGAGAUGUGGAAAGAGCAGCCAAGCUUGCUGCAGAUAAAACCCUAGCCUGCAAAUGCUUGAUGCCUGAAGAGAACAGACCCAGUACAGAUGGCAAGAUAUUCUGCAAGACAAUUACGCCCGAGGGAAUGACCUGUCUGCAAAUUGCCCGGCAGAACUAUCACUUCACUAGCUGUGGCAAAGACUGGACCUGGCUGUAUGACACGAUGCGAUCCAACAUCGCUAACUGGCAGGGCUUGGAGCAUAUAAGCCACAGUAACGAGCACUUUGGCACAACGAUGAGUUUGCUUUUGAGAAAUGUAUUUGAGAUCACACUCCACCGCCGGGAAAAAUCUGGUGAUCCAUAUAUUUCUCCACAUGAGAUCGACGAGCUUCUUGUAUUAGAUGACCAAGCACUUUCCUGGUCGAAGAGUUACUUCCCCUUUACAUUGCGUGGUAAUAUCGUUGUACCGUUUGAUAUCCUCCAGUGUCUGGGUGUCGAUAUCUUCCGUGACCUCACCUUCGAUACGUGGGCUAUCCAGAUUGUGAUGCGGAAGCUUCUCACCAACGUCGUGCCGUGGGAGCAUAGACGUCGAGGCAACGUGCCUGACAUGCUCCACACAGAUCAAUUCAAAUACCCCCAGCUUCCAAAUGAUCAAGACUUGAAAAUCAAGCAGAAAACGCCUUUCACGGAUUGGGAUCCUUCGUUCCCGAACCUAUAUCUCUUCCCAGGGCUGAGCAUGUUCAACCAUGCCUGUCGAGGAAAGAAUAAUGCAGACUGGGGCUACGAUAAGAAGGUUCCUAACCGAGUAGUUGUGUGGGCCACCGAAGACAUCGCAGCUGGGCAGCAGAUCAGUAUUCGCUAUCGAUACGGCAAAUUCCGCUCUCAGAAUCGCGCUAUCCGGUUCUUCGGUGAUGUCUGCGACUGUCCAGCUUGCAAGGAAGAGGUACCACCGCCCACCUAUGACCCAAAAUUUCAGCUGCCUAGUCCUUAUUACGAUAGCGAUCAGAGUAUCUUGACAGGUCAGUUUGAUACCCCAAAGCAUCAACAGGUUGCACCUCAAAAUAUAAGAAGAUUUGGUGAAUAUGCAGAGAUCGAAGACGGCAGAGUGGUUAUCCGGCGUCGUAUUGGAAAUGAGGGUUACGGGAAACCCCAACUAAACGACGGGCCACAGGGCUUUCUCAUGGAUACCCCUCGUGCGUAUGGAAAAACUAGCAGAGAAGAGAGGAAAAGAAGGACUGGAGAGACAGAUGCUCAAUGGAAACAGAGAUUGGUGGCUUUCGACGAAGAUAAGAAACGAAAGUACACAAAAGAGCAGGAAUCGAAUAUCGAACUAGAUGCGAAGAAGGCUCGAGUUGGGAAAUGA